Uranotaenia lowii is the source of this 724-nucleotide messenger RNA. RefSeq lists its product as uncharacterized. The transcript is spliced from 4 exons. NCBI's taxonomy places the organism in Eukaryota, Metazoa, Arthropoda, Insecta, Diptera, Culicidae. Bases 80 to 604 code for a protein of 174 amino acids. The record is from RefSeq and is a predicted model, not a curated record.
GUUUCUGAAGCUUUGUACUGGUAAAUCACUCUAGGGAAGCUGUUUGAAAACUUUUAAUGUCUCACUGAUUUUGUGUACAAUGAAGUUCUUUCUAGCUUUGACGAUUUGCAUUCACGUUGUUGUGUCUAAGGUUUCCAUCGAUCCACACGAGGAGUUCGUAAAAUGUGACAAUGGAAUGCCGAUGUUUUCGAUGGAUUUCAGUGGAAUGGAAAUUAUUCGCGAAGAAGAUGGAACAAUCAUUGCCGAUGGCAAAGUUAAAGUCCUUAAGGAUUUCAACGUUCCAAUGAAGAUUUACUACUACACCAAAAAACUGGAACGUGGUGCUUGGAACCGUGGACUGCUCAGUAGAUUGGUGCCGGAUUUCUGCGCCACCAUGAACAAUCCCGUUGAGCCGUGGUACAACGUUACGAGACAUUUACCGCCAUGUCCUUUCAAAGCUGGUCAAGAGAUAGUGUUGGACAAAAUGAUGGUCGGGAAGGUUUGGGAAACCAUUCCGCCGAAUUUUAUCGGGGAGUGGAGAUUCUACACGGAAAUGACGACCACCCGAGGAGCACUUCCGGAGACUGAAUGCAAGCUGAUGGAAGUUUCGGUGGUGGAGCAUUAAGGACAUUCGAUGCCUUUACAGGAUAUCAUGUUAAAAAUUUGUAACCAUCAUUUAUUGACAGAUUAAUCUUGAAACAACUAUUACAUAUGGUGAAUUAAAUGCGAUAUUUCUAUCAGAUUA